AUGUUUGCUAGGUUGCGGCCGGGCCGAACCUCCGUGUCGGAUAUACAAAAUGAUUUAAACACAAUAGGUGCUGCAAGUGAAGCACCUACCGACACUUUUCCAAUUGGCGAUAACGACAAUACGUCUCCGAUAUUUGUCUGUCAGUAUUGUCAAAAAGCGUAUAAAAGCGAUCGAGGUUUAGCCUUACAUCAGAGAGCGAAGCAUGAAGAAUUUUACCAUGCUUCCAACGUUCCAAAGGCGCGGAAGAAGGCACGUUGGGAUGAUGAGGAACUGGUUCUGCUUGCCAGGGAGGAGAUUCGCCUCACUAGUUUAAAGAUAAAGAAUAUCAAUGCUGAGUUAAUCAAGGUACUGCCACAUCGAACGCUUGAAAGCAUUAAAGGUGUGCGCCGUAAAACUAAUAAACGGUACCACGAUUUUCUUGGCAAAUUGAUGACCAAUCCUGCUGGUGUCGUGGAUCCUAAUGGGCAGGCCUAAUCAGUUCGUGGUGGCGCUCCUCCCGAAGGGGUUUCCGACCCUGGAAGGAGUUGGAGAGCUGAUGACCAAUCUCUCCAUCUGGAUCAUGAUUCUUGGAUAGCUAAGGUAAGGAACGAAAUUGUUGAUUUCGAGUUUCUUGCCGGCUUGGACGUUGGCUUGAUUAAACCUGACUGUCUGUCGGAAGAAGACAAGGAAUUUAUAAACCUUGACUUCAACCGUUGGGUGGAAUCGAUAACUGCACAUAAUUGUGCAGAAGUCGUACCACCCGGACCUAAAAGGCGUGGAAGAGUUGGUACCAGAGUAGCAAAGGCGCCUGGUAACGUAUCUCAUGGCGUCAGGCAGGAAGGGGAAUCGACAACCGCUACUUCAGUGGAAAUCGUACCCCCGAAUGCCAGGUCCAACAAGCGUAAGAAACGGAAACGCCCUAAUUCGUCUUGGGGAAGAAGGGCUGCAUAUAAGAGGACGCAAGACCUCUUUCGUAAGAAUAAGUCUCGCUGUGCCCAGGAUAUUUUGAGUGGUAGUUGGGAGCGCCCUAGGAGAGGUCUUCCAUUGGAAGAUCAAGAGCCCUAUUGGCGUGGGAUAUUUGAACAAGAAUCGGUGGAGGACCUUAGAACUCCAGAGCCGGUUGGGCCGGUAUUGUGGGAAAUGAUUGACCCCAUCUCCUCGGCCGAGUUGGAGACCAUCAUGAAAGCGAUGAAGCCUGGAGCACCUGGACCAGAUGGGAUGGUUCUGAGUCGGUUAAAGCAUCUUAAUUGUGAAGAGCUGAGAGCAAGGUUCAACCUGUGGCUACUGGCGGGUUACUCCCCGACCAGCUGCUGCAUGGGCGAAACCGUUUUGCUCCCUAAAGAUCAGAACGACAUCAGACCACCCAAGCAUAGGCCCAUAACAAUGGCCAAUAUAAUUGUAAGGUGCUACCAUAAGUUAAUGGCGAGGAGAAUGGGUGAUCUCAUGCCCAUCUCUGAUAGGCAGAAGGCUUUUCGGGCGGGUGAUGGGCUAGGAGAGAAUGUCUUUCUCCUGCGAGCGAUAAUCAAACACCAUACGAAAGGGUGCUUGCCUCUCAAUGUUGUCUUUCUGGAUAUCUCCAAGGCGUUUGAUUCGGUUUCGCAUCAGUCUAUUCUGAUUGCGGCAAAGAGAAUGGGUGUGCCGCCCCCUCUGUUAUCAUAUCUGCACGAAUUUUAUUCGCGCAGUCAAACCCGAUUACGGGUUGGUGGUAAGAAGAGCGAACCAAUUUCGGUAAAGAGGGGUGUUAAGCAGGGUGAUCCGAUGUCGGUACACCUUUUUAAUGCUGUUAUAGAUUGGGCAUUAUCAACUUUAGAUCCCGAUCUUGGCAUUAAAUUUAAUGGUGUUAAUUUAAAUCACCUUGCGUUUGCCGAUGAUAUUGGUCUAUUGACCAAAACAUCGGUUGGUGCGCAGAACCAGAUUGACCGCUUGAACGACCAUUUGAAUAGGUGCGGACUGUUUAUAAGCGCAGGCAGUACGGGCAAGUCAGCGUCCUUGAGGAUUGAUGUAGAUGGAAAGAGAAAGUUGUGGGUAGUCAACCCCAAUGUACAUCUGCAUGUUGCGGGCGAGGAUAUUCCAGCUAAGUCCAUAGGGGAGACAUAUGAGUAUUUAGGAGUUCCACUCUCGGCUAAAGGAACAAUACCCCAGUCUGCCAACAAACUGCAGAAAUACUUGGAUAACCUAAGCAGGGCGCCUCUGAAGCCCCAGCAACGGCUGUACAUUCUUAAGCGACAUGUUAUUCCAGCAUUGUAUCAUCAGCUGGUGCUAUCUGACUGCUCCAAAGGGCUUCUCAAAUUUCUGGAUGUGAAAAUUAGAGGCGCGGUGAAAAGAUGGCUUAAGUUGCCAAAGGAUACGAACGAUUUCUUCAUCCACGCGCCUGUCAUCGAAGGGGGCCUGGGAGUGGCUGUUUUGAAAAAUGCCAUUCCCCUAAUGCGGAAGAGCAGGCUCGAGAAGCUCCUUGGUAGCAGUGAUCCUGCUGUCGCUGCGGUUGCUGGGACUUCCUUUGUUGCGGACAUGCUCCGUAGCGACUCGGUGCCACUACAGGUAGCUGGCAUUCCUAUCUGUAACAAGGAAAAUUUGAAGAGAGCCUUAGCAUAUGGUUUGCAUCGCUCUGUGGACGGCUCUGGUUUGAACAAAUGCAGUCAGGUCUCCAUUGCAAAUAAAUGGGUGGACUCUCCCACCCACUUAAUGUCGGGUGCCAAUUACAUCGGUGCCAUUAAAGUGCGUGGAAACCUGAUGGCUACAGCAGCCAGAAUGGCUAGGGGCCGUCCCCAGCGUGAUGUGGCGUGUGAUGCCUGUGGUCGCACCGAGUCAUUGGGACACAUUCUGCAGGUGUGCCCAAGAACCAGCGGUGCCAGGAUUGAUCGACAUAAUUCCGUGCUUGCUAGAACCGUUAAGGUGUUGGUUAAAAAUCAUUGGUCGGUUCUUGUAGAGCCAGCCAUUCCAACACCUGCCGGAAUUAGACGUCCUGACAUCGUUGCUUGGAAAGGAGGGUCAACCUGUUAUGUUAUAGAUGUUACGGUGGUCGCCGAUAAUGCGGAUUUAGAUCGGGCGCACCAAUUAAAAAUAGAACACUAUGACACGCAGCAUGUCCGUGACUGGGCACUUAGGGUGAGUGGUACUGCCUCGAUCACCUUCUCGUCCAUAAGUUUUAACUGGAGGGGUGCCCUGGCAGGGCCAUCUUACGAAUUAUUAAAGAACAGUCUCGCACUAGGUGAAUAUGAGAUAGCACUGCUAGCUACAAUUGUUAUGGAGAAAGGCUACCAAACUUGGCUAGAUUUUAAAAGAUCAACGUUUCGACAGAGGUGGAGAAACGGAUGA
Paramuricea clavata is the source of this 3294-nucleotide messenger RNA. NCBI's taxonomy places the organism in Eukaryota, Metazoa, Cnidaria, Anthozoa, Malacalcyonacea, Plexauridae. The record is from the annotation of a GenBank genome assembly.